AUGGGAUCGCAUUUACACCCCAGAGGUGUUGUGACGGGUUAUGUAGCACAACUUUUAGAUCUUCCUAGCUUAUUAGCCAUGCUGCUCACAGGCAUCAUUCUCAGGAACUUCUGUGAGUCCCUCAUUAACGUGGUGCAUGUUUGCGAUGAACCGUACAGUUUCAUUUAUUGCAAAGAUGGUUUUUGGGAUGGACAUACUCUUCGGUGUAGCUUUAGGCGCUGUUUGGGAGCUGUGUCACCUGCUGUAGUUAUCCCUGCUCUUUUGGAUGCCGGCAAGGCAGGUAUGUUAUAUUCUAACCUUCUUCUCCUGUUCUUAUAG
Messenger RNA from Cylicocyclus nassatus, 318 nucleotides. Lineage: Eukaryota; Metazoa; Nematoda; Chromadorea; Rhabditida; Strongylidae. The record is from the annotation of a GenBank genome assembly.